AAUAUCAAGAUAGCGUAGUGAAACUGGUUGGAUUUAGAUAUUUUGCUAAAGUACUAUUAUAACGUAAAUAAAAUCGGUGUAACUGAAAAGUAUGUUUGACAGACACAAGGUGUUCUCAUAAUAUAAACAUUGGAAUUUAAACAAGAUAUUUUUAAUCAAAUACGGUUCUAUAUAGCCAUGCGCUGCUGUAUAGUUUUUCUGUUAUUAUUCCUUGUGACAAAAUCUUCACACUACAGAGUUACAAAUAGGGUGAUAUGCCAGUACCCUUGUCAAUGUCCAGUCCAUGAACUCAAAUGUGAUGUAGGCGUGUCUAUUGUGAAAAAUGGGUGCGGCUGUUGCUAUAUGUGCGCGAGACAGCAUGGUGAUCUUUGUAACAUCAAAGACGUGUGUGACACCAAACAGAAUCUCAUUUGUAACAUGACAGCUGGGGAAGUUCCAGGAGUUGGAAUAUGUAAAGCCAAUGUGUCAAAGCCAUGUAUAGUGGACGGCAAUACAUACUCGGACGGUGAAAGAUUCAGAUUAAACUGUUCCAGCCUAUGUACAUGUCAAAAUGGAAACUUUGGUUGUAUAAACGAAUGCCAAGAUGAACUCAGAGUUCCGUCUGACUGCAAACGACCGAGAUUGUUGUCAGUAAGCGGUCAGUGCUGUAAGCAGUGGACGUGUGACUUACAAGAAGAACCGACAAGAAGUCGAUCAGGAAAAGGUAUAAGUACACGUCACAUCACAAACCAUCACAGACAACCCAUGGAGCUGAAGGCAUAUUCUAUGUUAGAUAGUGGCUAUUCUAACUUCUAUCAAAAUACUCAGCCAUCGUGUACCGCUAAUACCACAGAGUGGAGUCAGUGUUCUAAACAAUGUGAUGUGGGCGUGUCUACAAGGACUGUGACUGACGAGAAAUGUAAAGAGAUGGCAGAAAUGCGUUUAUGUUACAUAAGACCAUGUAACAUGGAAAUACCAGUUGAUAAGGAGGAAAAGUGCACGCCUACAUCAAGGGUCCCGGGGAAACAACGCCUGAAAUAUGAGGACUGCAUCAGUGUCAAGGCAUGGAAUCUCAAAUUCUGCACUACUUGUAAAAAGCGUCGUUGUUGCUACCCUCGCAGAGAGAAGACUCGAAAUCUGGAAUUUCAGUGUAAAGGGGGGAGAAGAGAAACUUUUCCCGUGAUGUGGAUUAAAAGCUGCAGAUGUGAUAAAAGAUGCUAUAUUAAAGAUGCAACAAGACAUAGAAGACGUAAGGUUCCGAAAUGGAAUAACUGAAAUAACAAACACAAAAUUUUAUGACGCGAUCAUUCUAUAAAUGGUAUCAAGGGACGCCACUGUACAGAAGACUAAGACAGUUACUUA
This is a messenger RNA of Ruditapes philippinarum (Manila clam), 1341 nucleotides long. Its product is annotated as CCN family member 2-like. NCBI's taxonomy places the organism in Eukaryota, Metazoa, Mollusca, Bivalvia, Venerida, Veneridae. The record is from RefSeq and is a predicted model, not a curated record. Gene Ontology annotation, biological process: cell adhesion; signal transduction. Gene Ontology annotation, cellular component: extracellular region; extracellular matrix. Gene Ontology annotation, molecular function: heparin binding; integrin binding. The coding region runs from base 178 to 1254 and encodes 358 amino acids. The transcript has 6 exons.